UAAAGGGUUCAAGCAAUUCAUUUCUGCAUCAGAGGAGCUAGGAAAGAAAAAAAAAAGAUCAAACAUGACAACAAAAGACAUGUUUGCUAAUCUAGGAUCCAUAAUUGCCAGUUUGAUGUUUGCUUGGGCUAUGUUUCAGCAAUACUUUCCGUAUCAGCUCCGGAAGAACAUCGAGAAAUACUCUGGAAGAGUGCUCAGGUUCGUUUACCCUUACAUCCAAAUCAGGUUCAACGAGCUCUCAGGAGAGCGUUUCUUCUCUCGGAGCGAAGCUUACAUUGCCAUCCAAACCUACCUCAGCACCAGAUCCUCUACGCAGGCAAAGAAGCUCAAGGCCGACAUAGCCAAAAACGGCCAGACUCUUGCUCUUAGCAUGGAUGACCAUGAAGAGGUGGAGGAUGAGUUUAAAGGAAUCAAACUCUGGUGGGCUUCUGGGAAAGAUAUUUCCAAAUCACCCUCGUAUUUUAAUCCGGAGGAGAAGAGGUACUACAGGCUCACUUUCCAUAAACAACAUAGGGAUCUCAUUCUCGGCUCAUAUCUGAAUCAUGUCCUCAAAGAGGGAAAGGCAAUCGAGGUGAGAAACCGCCAAAGAAAGCUCUACACCAACAGCGCCUCCAAAUGGAGCCACGUGGUGUUGAAGCACCCGGCCAAGUUCCAGACACUCGCAAUGGAACCGGAGAAGAAGAAAGAAAUUAUGGACGACCUCAUCGCUUUCAGCAAGGCGGAAGAGUUUUAUGAAAGAGUUGGGAGGGCUUGGAAGAGAGGUUAUCUCCUCUAUGGCCCUCCAGGAACAGGCAAGUCCACCAUGAUUGCUGCCAUGGCCAAUCUUUUGGGCUAUGACCUUUAUGAUCUUGAAUUGACUUCGGUGAAGAAUAAUACUGAUUUGAGGAAGCUAUUGAUGGAAGUACCAAACAAGUCUAUUAUUGUGAUUGAGGACAUUGACUGUUCAAUUGAUCUCACUGGUCAAAGGAAGGGGAAGAAAAACGAGAAAGAUGAAGCAGAGGAACAGAAAGAUCCGAAACAAAAACCGGAAAAAGAAGAAAAGGCUACCGAAGCAAGCCAGGUUACUCUUUCUGGGCUGUUGAAUUUUAUUGAUGGGCUUUGGUCAGCUUGUGGCGGGGAAAGACUAAUUGUCUUCACAACUAAUUAUGUGGAGAAACUCGAUCCAGCACUGAUUCGAAGCGGGCGGAUGGAUAAGCACAUUGAAUUGUCCUACUGCAGGUUUGAAGCGUUCAAGGUGCUGGCUAGAAACUAUCUUCAAAUUGAAUCUCACCAUUUGUUUGACAGAAUCCGUGAGUUGUUGGAAGAAGCAAAUUUGUCUCCAGCCGAUGUUGCGGAGCAUUUGAUGCCCAAGACAGCUUCAGGGGAUCCAACAUUCUCGUUGGAGAGCCUGAUCAAAGGUCUUGAAAAGGCGAAAGAAGAAGCAAGAUUGAAAGCCGAGGAAGAAGCAAGGUUGAAAGCCGAGGAAGAAGCAAAAAAGAUUGAACAAGCAGCCAAAGAGCCAGAGAAAGUCGUUACCGCUGAAGAAUGAUGGGUAGCCAACAAUUCUACCCAAAUGUGCGAUGGAAAAGCAGCCACCAGCUGACUUUUUUUUUUUUUUUUUUUUUUUUCCAAUUUUUCAAAGGACAAAAUGGAGGACUGUCUCUUUUGUUUUUUGGCCUUUUCUUUUCUUUUUAUGUGGUAUGAGCUGGACCUGUGAUACCUAAACCCUAAAUUAAAAUAAUUGAAAUUAUAUCAAGCAUACCUUGUAUUUUGUCUCGUUUUAAUUUAUAAGUCUAGUUUUCAAUUUUUAUGAUUAAUUUAAAAUCCUAGUUUAUGUGUC
Molecule: messenger RNA, 1819 nt
Organism: Corylus avellana
Lineage: Eukaryota; Viridiplantae; Streptophyta; Magnoliopsida; Fagales; Betulaceae
Product: AAA-ATPase ASD, mitochondrial
Molecular function (GO): ATP hydrolysis activity; ATP binding
Source: RefSeq, a predicted model, not a curated record